Messenger RNA from Xiphias gladius (swordfish), 1714 nucleotides. RefSeq names its product heterogeneous nuclear ribonucleoprotein C (gene hnrnpca). Gene Ontology annotation, molecular function: RNA binding. The coding region runs from base 223 to 1188 and encodes 321 amino acids. Gene Ontology annotation, cellular component: nucleus. NCBI's taxonomy places the organism in Eukaryota, Metazoa, Chordata, Actinopteri, Istiophoriformes, Xiphiidae. The transcript is spliced from 9 exons. The record is from RefSeq and is a predicted model, not a curated record.
AAGAAAGCUAGCUCACUGCUUAGGGGGCGAACCUGUGGUGCUCCGAAAGGACGACCUAAGUAACGAUUUGACAGAUUUUACCGAAAGCAAGACAUUUUACUCGUAAAGGUCGUGUAUAAUUCGCGAGGGGCGAAGGUGAAGGUCGAGACACCAGCCCAACCAAACUGAACCCAGCCCACAGUGUCAAACAUCAGACAGACGACAGCCCUGCACACAGACGCUAUGGAUCGUUCACCCACCACCUCCAGCCUGAUGGCCAGCAGCAACGUCACCAACAAGACCGACCCACGCUCCCUCAACUCCCGAGUCUUCAUCGGCAACCUCAACACCCUGCUGGUCACCAAGGCAGAUGUUGAGGCCAUCUUCUCCAAGUAUGGCAAGAUUGUAGGCUGCUCCGUUCACAAGGGCUAUGCCUUCGUUCAGUACUCCAACGAGAGGAACGCCCGGGCUGCUGUCACCGGAGAGGAUGGGAGGAUGAUUGUCGGACAAGUGCUUGACAUCAAUCUGGCUGGAGAACCCAAACCACACAGGUCAAAAACCACAAAACGCUCAGCUGGAGACAUGUACAGCAGUUCCUCAUUUGAUCUCGACUAUGACUUUCAAAGAGAUUAUUACGACAGAAUGUACUCGUACCCGUCCCGUGUCCCCGCUCCCCCUCCCCCCUUGUCGCGGGCCGUGAUCCCGUCCAAGCGCCCGCGGGUCAGCCUCAGUGGAGGAAGCAGCCGGCGAACCAAGAGCAGCUUCUCCUCUUCCUCCAAGAGCAGCCAGAGGACUUCUUCUUCCAGAACAAUGAAGGUGGACGAGCUGCAGACCAUCAAGCGGGAGUUGACCCAAAUCAAAAGCAAAGUGGACGACCUGCUGGAGAGCCUGGAGCGCAUGGAGAAGGACCACAGCAAGAAGUCAGAAGCCAAGAGCAUAAAAACUGAGCCAGGAGAGGUGACUUCACCACCGCACCCAAGCAACAAGAAGGACGAUGGGAUAAAGAGGGAGAGGGAGAGCCAGGAGAUGAAUGACUCGGAUGAGGAGGAGGAGGAAGAGGAGGGAGAUCUACUGGAGGAGGAAGAGGUGAAGAGUCAGGAGAGGGAGGAGGAGGAAGAGGAGGAGGAGGAGGAGGAGGAGGAGGAAGAAGGAGAGCACGUGGAAGGUGACGAUGAUGCUGACAGUGUCAACGGUGAAGAGGACUCGUAGGCUCAGACCACACCGACACAUGCAGCGUACACACAGCUUCCAGUAGGAACUCGGACUCUGUUUUAACACUCAUAUUGUAGAUACAAAAAGUAAACGUGUACACACACACACACACACACACACACACACAAGCAUGGUGCGCACACAAAAUUAUUCCAUUGUCCCUAAUGCCGGUUGUGUUGGGUUUAUUUUUUUUGUUUGUUUUUGGUUUUUGUUUUUUGUUUUUUUGUUUCUUUGGCCUGUUAUCCAGUAUCACUGUAACCAGAAUAGUUAGCUGUUAGUUUCAGUUUGUGUUUUUACUGCGUCGUUACUUGUCUUCGGGAGAAGACAGAAACAUGGACUGUUAAUGUUCUCAGAGACGACAUCUCGAUGGACAUGUCUUAAUGCGAGGACGGAAUUUCAGCUCCAAAAUACCGCUUUUAGGUUCAUUGUGUUUGUUUUCCUCAUCAGUGAGUUUGACCUUGUGUGUCUGUAUGUUAAUGUCAGUUUUUUAUACUAUUCAGUUUCAGUUUAACUGUAAAGGAAU